Molecule: messenger RNA, 1086 nt
Organism: Ectocarpus siliculosus
Lineage: Eukaryota; Phaeophyceae; Ectocarpales; Ectocarpaceae
Source: the annotation of a GenBank genome assembly
AUGAGAUGUAGUUGGUACGCUCUGUGUUUGUGGUGCGCUACCGAACUGCAGGAGUGCGCCAAACACGGCCGACCGCCGAGGGCAGCGAAAGAGCGCAACUCCGCGCAUGUCUCGCAUGCUUGGAGCGCCCUAGAAGAAGAGCGGGACGGGCUAUCCCAUAUCCUGGGAAGGGAGAGGAGCCACGGGUCGGGGCUGGAGCAGCUGAUCGAGGCUUCCCGGUUAAGAGAAGCCAGCGUGGCGGCCGAGCAGAGGCAGCUCGCCAGAGAGAAGGACCUCUUGGAGAGCAAGGCGGCGAAACUCGAAGACGAGCUGGGUCAAGCUAGGGACUGCCUUGCGGACAUGUCCUCCAGGAUGUCGAUGUCCAUGACAGUCUCGCGGCGAGGGGGAGAGGGGGAGCGAGACACCUCCUCCUCCAACGACCCCGAAACCCCUUCCACCCCGGCCUCCUCCUCCAACAUGCUCGAGCUCUCUCCGGGCUCCGUCCAGUUCGCCCCUCGAGUCGCCUCUCCGGGUGGCGCAGGCGGCGGUGGUGAUGCCUCGACUUCCGGAUUGGCAAGGGACGGGACCGCGGCAGCCAGACCCGCGGCGAUGGCGGCGGCAGACGAGUGGCGAGCUCAGCACGAACAUCAGCAGCGGCAAGAACGUUCUGGAGCAGGAGACGGAGGCGGGAGCUCUCUCUCAGGGGGCGUAUGGAGGGGGGGGGGCGGCGGCGGCGGCGGCGGGGGAGGGGGGCGGUUCGUUGGAGGCAACGGGGGCGGUACGUUCAUGGGGCAGCAUCAAGGACGCCCGGCUCCUUCCUCAUCACAGGGCGUAGCUCCAGCCGAAGAGGGGUCAGCCGUGCACUACCGCGGGACAGGGGCGCCACGUCUGGAUGAAUACGAAAGUGGCGGCGGCAGCGGUGUUGGUGAAGGGAAGAGGGCGUCGCGUUUCGGGGAAGGACGGCGUGGACAGGCGCAGGAGGAAGAGGAUGAGGAGGGGGACAGCGGGGUCUUCGACCUGGAAGAUGUGAGGGGAUUCGUGCGGAGGGAAAGCCAGAGGUUGAGGGAGAGCGUCAGGGCCGGCCGCGCGGCCGCGGACAACGGAUGA